GACCAAACGGCCCAGCGGUGGUCACCGAAUCAUAUCUUUCUCUGGGCACAAGAAGUUAGACCUCAGAACAGGUGACCAAGUGACCAGAAGAGACUGGGGACCUAUAAGUAGCAUUCGUCACGGUUAACAGAAACUCCAGCAGUUGCCUUUUAAAUAGUCCCAAGUCUUUAGCCUUCCACUCGCUUAUCAAGUAUGGCGCUGGAUAGAAUUUCAAAGGUGUUGAUAGUCUUUCUGGUGGUGUGUGACGUCAGCCUUUCACAGUUGAAUGAAGAGGAGGAAGUGUGUGAGACAGCGGAUGAUGCAACGACCACUUGGGCCAGCCUUACGCAACAGAUUCCAGUCAAUUACCACAUCCACACCAGUAACGUAAGCAUCCCUCAUAAUUUUGUACCGGAUUGCCCAUCGUACUCGUCUGGCUACUCCAUUGAAGAAUUGUCAUUGUGUCCUUGGACCUGGGCUGUGCACACCGAUCAUGAAAGAUUCCCACCUAAUAUGGUCUACGCAGUGUGUACCUGCGGUAACUGCGGGAACCCAAGAUUCGGGAGGGUCAUGAGGUGUAGGCCGCUCUAUUACGUGUUUCAAGUCGUCAAACGUAUGUGUCAAAACGGGCUGUACAGAUAUUUCUUCACUCAGGAGCGUCUUCCCAUUGCCUGCGUGUGUGCCCACAGGCCCGUGACCUUCAUCACCCCUGUGCCUCGUUAAGCUGAUGACAAAAAUGAUCAAUGCAAACUGAUUGGCGGACUGUUAACAUCUUUCUCAUUACAAUUUUUCCUUUCAGCUAGAAAUUCGUGCGCCAUUUUCGCAUAGGAAAAUAUAGAAGUGAUAAACAGAAAUGAAGAUUUAUAAAACAAGGACUACUUUUUUCACAUUGAUGCCAACUUUUAUCAAUUUUAUUUUCCUGCUUUCUGAGAUUUCGUCUUCCGAGCUUUCUCAAGUCAAUCCACUUCCUCAAAAUCUUGAUUUGAAAUCAUGUCUGAUUUUUUUUUAAUGAUCUGGAAAUUAAGUAGGUCACGUCUGCUCUUACAAAUAAAAUAAUUAUGGGCAAAAUA
Molecule: messenger RNA, 1049 nt
Organism: Biomphalaria glabrata
Lineage: Eukaryota; Metazoa; Mollusca; Gastropoda; Planorbidae
Exons: 5
Coding region: 193-702 (169 amino acids)
Cellular component (GO): extracellular region
Molecular function (GO): cytokine activity
Source: RefSeq, a predicted model, not a curated record